AUGGUACUUUACACUAUGACAGACUCAGUCUGGUGUAAGGCUUUCCCGCCGACCCUGGAGGGGCUGGCAGCGGAGUGGUAUGGAGCCAUUCCCAAAUGUUCCGUAUACUCGUUCAGCCAGUUGAAGAGAAUGUUCAUGGAGCAUUUCAUAACCCUGGUAGACCGAACCAAGAUGACAACCGAGCUGAUGUCGUUGGUUCAAGGGAAAGACGAGCCCUUGAGGGAGUUCAUCACCAGAUUCAACAAGGAGGCAACAACCAUCCCAAAUAUGAGCCAGGAGGUAGCGCUACUAGCAAUGCAGAGUGGCUUACUGCCGGGAUCACCGUUCAGAGCAUAUAUGGGGCGUAAGAGCCUCAAAACACUUGCUGAAGCGCUGGGCAAAGCUCACGAGUUCAUCAAAGCAGACGAGACUGACAAAGCAAUGCUGGGUAAGAAAGCACCUAGUGACUCAGUUAAGCGGGCAGAGGUCACCCAGGCAGAGAAUACGCCCAGGGUGGACCAUCCGAGCAGGGCUGAGCAAAACCGCAGAGAAGCGGACAGAGCAGUAGGACUGAGAAGGUCAGACCUAAAGAGAGGGCCAAGGCCUGGGAGGUUUUACCAAUAUACCCCGUUAACCCAUUCUUGGUCUCAUAUAUUUAGCGUGAACAAAGCUAAGGACAAGUGGCAGAGACCCCCGAGGAUGGUUAACAGAAACCGUGAUACCAGCAAAUGGUGUGACUUCCAUAGGGACAAUGGUCACACCACUGAUGAAUGCACACAUUUGAAGGACAACAUAGAAGACUUGGUCAGGAGAGGGUACUUGAAUCAGUUUAAGCAGCGCGAUGACCCUCCUAGAAGGAGGGAUGAGGAUAGAGCGGGCCGUCCUGACCGCAUAAGAGGUCAUAGAGGACCAGCUGGAUACAGAGACAUAGAUGGCAAGCCAGAAGGCAGGGUGUAUGUGAUCAGCGGGGGCCCAGUACAUGGGGAAACAGUCAACAGAGCGCGGACUGACCUGCGGGCGAUGAUACAUCAAAUAAACGACAAUGAUAAGCGUAGAUGGCCACCUCUUACCCCGCAACCGCAGGCCACGUUUGAUGAGUAUGACCAGAAGGGCAUAAUUUACCCCCUUGAUGACCCGCUGGUGGUGACAAUGAGAAUCGUAAACUGGGAGGUGGAUAGAAUACUAAUAGACGGGGGCAGCUUAGUGAUCGCGGGUUAA
This is a messenger RNA of Chenopodium quinoa (quinoa), 1197 nucleotides long. RefSeq lists its product as uncharacterized. The transcript has a single exon. The record is from RefSeq and is a predicted model, not a curated record. NCBI's taxonomy places the organism in Eukaryota, Viridiplantae, Streptophyta, Magnoliopsida, Caryophyllales, Amaranthaceae. Bases 1 to 1197 code for a protein of 398 amino acids.